AUGUCCAACAUCAUCUCGCUCGAGUACCGCGGCCGCAUUGCGCUGCUGACCAUUGACAAUGACGCCAAGCUCAACGCCAUGAACCAGGAAAACUACUACGACCUCGCCCAGAAGCUCCGUGAGAUUGCCACACACGACGAGGUCUUCAUCACCGUGCUCGUUGGCAAGGGCCGCUAUUUCUCAGCCGGCGCCGACGUUUCCCUCGCCAACAAGGCACCCGCCGCGGACGAUGCCCUCGCCAACCACAAGCACUGGCUCUCGGCCUUUGUCGCCAACAACCUCAACACGACCGAGGCCUUCUUCUCCCACCCCAAGAUCCUCGUCGUCGGCCUCAACGGCCCCGUCAUCGGCCUCACCGCCGCCCUCGUCGCCUUUGCCGACUUUAUCUACAUCACGCCCCACACCUUUCUGCUGACGCCCUUUUCCUCCCUCGGCCUCGUCGCCGAGGGCGGCGCCAGCCGCGCCCUCGUCCAGCGGCUCGGCCCGGCGCGGUCCCACGAGGCCCUCCUCAUGAGCAGGCGCAUCACGGCCGACCAGCUGCUGCAGACGGGCUUCGCCAACAAGUCGUUCGACGUGGCCAAGGGCGACAGCGACCGCUUCCGGGACCUCGUCCUCGCCGAGGUCGAUGAUAAGCUGGGCGAGCACCUCACAGGCGAGAGCCUGACGGGGAUCAAGGAGCUCAUCCGCGCGCCCGAGCGCGAGAUUCUCGAGAGGCAGAACCACAAGGAGGUAUUUGCCGGUCUUGAGAGGUUCGUCAAGGGCGUGCCGCAGCAGGAGUUUGCCAAGAUUGCCUCGGGGCAGAAGAGGCACAAGUUGUAA
This is a messenger RNA of Verticillium nonalfalfae, 819 nucleotides long. RefSeq lists its product as uncharacterized. The transcript has 2 exons. The record is from RefSeq and is a predicted model, not a curated record. NCBI's taxonomy places the organism in Eukaryota, Fungi, Ascomycota, Sordariomycetes, Glomerellales, Plectosphaerellaceae. Bases 1 to 819 code for a protein of 272 amino acids. Gene Ontology annotation, biological process: fatty acid beta-oxidation. Gene Ontology annotation, cellular component: peroxisomal matrix.